Messenger RNA from Venustampulla echinocandica, 1644 nucleotides. RefSeq lists its product as uncharacterized. The transcript has a single exon. NCBI's taxonomy places the organism in Eukaryota, Fungi, Ascomycota, Leotiomycetes, Helotiales, Pleuroascaceae. The record is from RefSeq and is a predicted model, not a curated record. Bases 1 to 1644 code for a protein of 547 amino acids.
AUGUCCAUAUCACCGCCCCCUUUCCCGCCACCCAUUCUUCGUAGAGACUCGAGGAGAGUGUCGCGUAUGCUUGAUCUAACACCUUCAGAAUCAGACGGAUCGCCAAGCAACGUCGAGAAGCCCGCCAUAUCAUUCGGAUUCCACAUCGAAGGGGUGUUAAUGCGCUCGUGGCUGGUCCUAUAUGGUGCGAAAGGGACACUACAACAUCUCCGCAAGAAGAUGAUCCCGUUCUUCCUGUUCACCGAAACUAAGGAGGAGACAACGGAAGAGCUGAGCUAUAGACUCGGUAUGGAGUUCGAUAACAGACAGGUAAUACCGUUGCAUCAUCCAUUCUAUGACAUCGUGGCCCAAUACACCAAUAAGAACAUCCUUGUCCUUGGAGGUGUGGGAGAUAGUAUCAGGGACGUAGCCAGAGAGUAUGGACUCAAAAAAGUGUUUACGUCCUGGGAUCUGUAUAAGCGGGCGCAGUUUCCUGACGAACUCUCUAUCUCUGCGAUAUUCGUCUUGAGCAAUCCUAGGGAUUGGAAGUUAGAUAGCGUGGUCGCUAUGGGAUUGCUGUUAUCCAAGGCGGGAUAUAUUGGGUCGAUGUCGUCAAUGAAUGGAAAUAACACUCUUCCUAACAAGGGAUAUGGUCAGUUCCAGCAACCACAUUUGUACUGGUGUAAUCCAGAUUCGACAUCAUCAUUUAAAGGGGCGCUCGAGUCGGUCUGGAGCGAAGAGACCGGCGGGGCAGAUAUGCUCCGUGUACACAUGGUCCAAGGGCCUUUGCCCCCACCGAAGGUGCCGGUGACAUACGAUAUCAAGUACAUCCCAGGAAACGAUACUCGGCCCAGCGGCGGCGGGGUUAAAGCGACUGUGGAGUGGGCGCUUAAGGAUGCCGGAUGGCCAGCUGAUGAUAUAUGCAUCGCAGGUGAGAAGACACGCAUGUCAGAGCCCCCUAGCCAGCGGGGGCAUCUACAGUCUCAAAUAUCAGUAAGUCCUAUAUCAUUCAACGAGGUAGAUUGUGCGGGGCAUCGGCCACGCUCACUUCCUGAACUCUCCGCCUCUAGGAGAGACCUUAACGAGCCGGCUUUCCCACUGCGUCACCCCAAGCAUAAAAGGGUCCAUAGGCUGUCACAAGUGGAGAUUGCCGAGUUGGGACUUGAGCGCAAAAGUAGUGGAACACUGGGAAGAGCGGAAGCUAUUCCGGAGGUGUCAAGAGCGACGUCUCCUAUCCCACCGACUAAGAUUCUAGAGCCGCCAGUAACCCCUCCAAAUAGGGAACCUAAAUCACCGCAGGCCACACACCCUAUAGAAGACCCCCGAAACUGGGAGACCUACUCAUCACAGCCGUCAUACUCCUCAGAUAGCUCUCCAAACUGGGUAACCCAUCCAUCACAGCCGUCAUACACCCCAAACGGCUCUCCGAAAAGGGCAACUCAUCCCUCACGGCCGUCAAACACGCCAGGUAACUAUUCAGACUGGGAAACAACCUCCUCUCAACGCACACGCAGCCCAGGCAACUCCUCAGACUGGGUAACAACCUCCUCUGAGGUCUCGCACUCACGCGGCGAUACCUCGCGGAUCAGUGUAGUGAGAACUGACUGGGGCGACAGCGUCAUCGAUCUUAUAGAGGACCUGGAGAGAGAUAUCUCAUUCUCCUGA